Microplitis mediator is the source of this 5568-nucleotide messenger RNA. RefSeq lists its product as uncharacterized. The transcript has 7 exons. Bases 52 to 2478 code for a protein of 808 amino acids. Gene Ontology annotation, molecular function: serine-type endopeptidase inhibitor activity. Lineage: Eukaryota; Metazoa; Arthropoda; Insecta; Hymenoptera; Braconidae. The record is from RefSeq and is a predicted model, not a curated record.
GUCUAGGUGAACAAUAUCCUGUCGCAAGGGGUAACGAGAUUUGCGUUACACAUGGAUCACGCUAUUGACGUGACUCAACGUGCAACGACGGUGGGAUUAGACCGUGACAAUGUCGUGUUCUCUCCGUUAAAUCUGGCAGGAACUCUGGCAGUUGUGCUGCUGGGUUCCGGCGGCAGGACUUUUGAUGAAAUAGCCAGCAUACUUGGAUUUGAAGCCGGCGUCGACAUAUCAGGACACUCGGAAAUUGUGCAUCACAUGUUUGGUAUCUUAUUAAAUUCAAUAAAAUUGGCCAGCGGCACCGGCAUCGAUGAUACAUCUAUUGAACCAAUAAAACACAAUUGUUUACCCAAGACCAGCUCAUCGGGUUUUUAUCCUCUGUGGAUAAGCCCGGAGAUGUCAAAAAUAAAUAUAGCGGUGAUACUAUUUGUAUUGACGGUGGGCGUUGAUUUACAAAUAAUAUUCCCCGAAGAUUUUGAACCUACGAUUCCACAGGCUUAUUAUGGAAAUGGAGGUCAACAUCGUCGACCUUUCCCGUCGUUUAGUGUUGCGAGUUUACCGCCAAUACAAAAUAUACGACCGCCAAUUAAUUUUGAUGGAGGUAAUAUCAAUAAAGUCACUGCUGAAGCAAGACCAUUUAUCCAUAAUACGAUGACCGGUGAAGAAAGAUAUUGGAGCGAUCACGUGAACAAUAUCCUGUCGCAAGGGGUAACGAGAUUUGCAUUACACAUGGAUCACGCUAUUGACGUGAAUCAACGUGCAACGACGGUGGGAUUAGACCGUGACAAUGUCGUGUUCUCUCCGUUAAAUCUGGCAGGAACUCUGGCAGUUGUGCUGCUGGGUUCCGGCGGCAGGACUUUCGAUGAAAUAGCCAGCAUACUUGGAUUCGAAGCCGGCGUCGACAUAUCAGGACACUCGGAAAUUGUGCAUCACAUGUUUGGUAUCUUAUUAAAUUCAAUAAAAUUGGCCAGCGGCACCGGCAGUCCACAAACGUCGGAAAUUUUCUCAGCCGGUAGUAUUUUUGUACAGUCCGGCUACUCUAUACGCCCUGAAUUCGCAGCAAUCGCUCGUGACGUUUACAAAAAUGACGUUAUCAAUGUCGAUUUUCUUCACGAACCCUCCUUAGCACAAAGUAUCAUUAAUAAUUGGGUUAACUCAAAGACACGAGGAAAAAUAAAUAGCAUCUUACCCGAGCCACCUAGUCGUGCCAGUAAAGUUAUUUUAGCUUCCGCAUUGUACUUCAAUGGCGAAUGGAAUCAACAUUUUUUUAAAGGCGCUACCAAAAGAAAACCGUUUUAUCUCGCAUCAGGACAGACAAUUAAUGUCGAUAUGAUGUAUAAUGGCGGUGAAUUUCCAUUUUACGAAGACAAACAGCUCGGAGUUAAAAUCCUCGGCUUACCUUACAGAGACAGCGAUUCCGCAAUUACUGGGUAUUCAUUAAAGUCCGAGGCAACAAUGUACGUGUUACUACCAACAGGAACGGGCUCAAAUGCUUUGAAUGACCUAGAAUCCCGCAUCACUCCAGACGUAAUAAAUUCAUUAAUAAAUAAAAUGAUAAAUUCGACUUGUAUAAUAGCGAUUCCACGAAUGAAACUAUCGAGUACAUUGAGUUUAAAUCGCGCAUUACAAUCACUCGGGCUCACUUCACUGUUUACUCCGGGUGCAGCUAAUCUGGGAUUACUAUCAACUGGUUUAAAUAAUGAACCAAAUCCAUCCACAAGUGAUCCCAUUAUUUUCUCGAGGAUCAAUACCGAUGAUGAUGAUACUGAUCCUGUGACCCCGACCACCAGCAACGCAGGCACCACCGGAGAUGGGACUAGUGGCAGUACCGUUAAUGGAAAAGACUUUUCUGGGAAGAAUAAUUACUUCAGGUACAAAGAUUUACAAGGUGGCUAUGAUAUUCAGCAAUGGGAUAAUGGAGUUUAUCUGGAAAAAAUUCACAGAACCAUUCAAAAGCGACAAGUCGAUGUGUCUAGCUCGGGAAAAUUGGGGGAUAAUAAACCAGCGGAAAUCAAUCAGCAGACGAGUACUUCCUCGUUUUCAAGGUCUCCGUCGUCUUCAACCUCAACGACCUCAUCAACGCCCUCGUUCUUCAAUCACGAUAAAAAUCCAGUUAAAGUUACUCAAGAUAAAAAUGAAACUACUCAGCGUCGCAGUAAAAGACAAAGUCGUCCGAUUGAUGCCGGGUUUCUGCGGUUUAUCGAGGCCAAAGGAUUUCCGUCUUAUGGUUUAGAUGCACUACGUAACAGCGCAAACUUUGUUAAUCCUGGUUUGUAUGCAUCAGAUGUACUUCAUAAAGUUGAAAUAGACAUUACUGAAACUGGGACUGUCGCUGCUGCGGCAACGGGAGUUAUAAUUGCUAAAUCUGGGGGUCAAAAAAUAUUAAAUGCAAAUCGGCCAUUUUUGUUUUUCAUAAGACAUGAUCCUUCUCGUUUAAUUUUAUUCUGGGGAACUGUUAAUAAACCGACUCCUCAUUAUUAAUUCUUUACACUGUAAAAAGAGCGGUGUUUAAAUACCGGUAUUAAAUCGGUCUAAAAAAAAAUUCCACGCAUAAAAAUUAGAAAAAAAAUGUAUUCGAUAAAAAAAAAUAUAAAAAUUUAAUGAAUAUUAUCUGGGGAAAUUUAAAUUUUCAUGUGGACUUAUUUAAAUAAUUAUUUAUAUUAUGCGUAAUUUAUUUGAAAAUUACGCAAUUUUAUGGCCACCAUUUCUAUCACCAAUAAUUUAAUUAAUUAAUAAAAAUACUAAUUAACGGUAGUGAUCGAGUAAGUAAAAAUAUUUACAAAGUUAAAUAUUUCGAACACUGAAAAAUUUUUUAACACUGGGAAAUUUUUUUAACACCGGUAAAGAAUAUUUACACCUUUGGCGGUAUUAUUUUAACACCGCCGAAGAUGUUGAAAUUCAACACCCAAAAUUUUAUGAUACUGAAGUUAGCUGACGUCCAAUAAUUUUUGGAUUUUUCUUUAAACAAUAAAUUAUUAAAAAAAAAAAAUUUUUUUUAAAUUGCACCUAUAGUUUAUUAAAUUUUCUACAUGGACAUAUUUUUAUUUUUUUUUUUUAAAUUAAGUCGUUGAAACAAAAAUUCGAAAAUUUUUAACUGUCUGCCAACUUCAGGAUCAUAAAAUUUUAACACCCACAUCGCUUGGACUUACUCCGUUUUUUUUACAGUGUACAAAUAUAUCAAAGUUUUCUUACAUUACCACUUGUCCACCGAAAUUUAUUAUUAUAUUAUUACAUGGAGAGAAAAAAUAACUUUUAGAAAUAUUAAAUUAUCUUCUCACAAGAAAUUAUGCCUGGAAAUUUUUAAUAAGAUGUAUUUUUAUCGCCAAAAUUUAAAGAUUUCAUUGAAAAUUAUUUUCUUAAUCAAAGAAAUCAAAGUUCAAAUCGGAAAAUGCUGAUCUGCUUUUUUCCGAAUGUAAAAAAAUUUCGAUUCCCUUCUGUCAAAAAAAUCAGUUUUCAAUUCAAAUAUUGAAUUAAUGAUGUACUAUUUCCUAUUGAUUCACUACUCAGGAAAAUUGUCUUUCGAAAAUUAUUUUUUUCCAGUGUAAUAAUUAAGCCAUCAUUUUUUUUCCAAUUUUACAUAUAGAUAAAUAAUUAAAAUUUUUUAGAAGCUGUAAUCAUAAAUUAGUAUUUUUAUACUGCCUAGUUUUUUACAUAAGCUAAUACCAAAGCUUAAGUAUAUUUAUUUAUAUUUAAUUUUAAAUUUAAUAUAAAAGUAUAAAGAUCAAAAUGGAAAAUUUUUCCGUUUUACUUACCGCGAUUCUUUUUUUCGUAGACAGUACGAACGAAAUAUAAAUUGGGAUUCCCGGGAAAAAUAUUCACAGAUGAUUAUAUGUUGAUAUUUAUGAGUUGUAAUCAUUAAUAAUAUAAUUUAUGGUUACUAUAUAUAUAAAUUAGAAAAUCUUUUACAGAAAAUUUAUCUCUAUAAUCAGAUAUGCAUCUGAAAUACUACCUUACGACAGAAUCACGAACCGCAAUUUAUAAUUCGCUGGUAUCACUAAAUCAGUAGCAUUAGUCUGUAGAUCUACGUGCCCAAAAUAAAUCAAAUAUAUAUACAUACAUAUAUAUAUAAUUACUUAUUAAUACCAUUACUUAUAGGUAAGUCGUAAUCAACUAUAGUUGAGUCCGUAAAAGAAAAUGAUCUUUUCUCUCACCAUUUUUCUACAAUUAAGUCAUUACUGCGAAUGCGCGGUAGUGCGAAUUCCUGGAUUUCAUCAUAGCCAAGUAGUGGGUGAAAAAAAUUAUUCUUUUGCGGACUUAAGGGUAUUCUGAGACAUUGCCCCCCCCCCCCACUUUUUAAAAAUAUGCAAUGACUUUCAGCUGUCAACUGUAGUAAAAUUUUAUUAACUAAUUAAAACCUUAAUUGAAAAAAAGAAAAUUUCGCCGAAAUAUAGAAUUUGAAAAAAAUUACUUAAUGCUGUUAUCGAGUAGGAGUUAAACAAAAUUUGUUGUAUAAAUUUUAGCCUACAAAAUUUGAAAAUUUUAAUUAUAAAAUUGACAUGAUUUUACUGAAAUUCACUUUCCAAAUUUCGUUUAACUUCUGAUUGAUAUCAACUGUAAGUAAUUUUUAAAAAAUUCUAUAUCUCGACGAAAUGUCUACUACGUUGUCCUUUAUUUAAUUUUUUUUAAUCAAUUGAUAAAAUUAUGAUUCGCUUAUGACAAUUGCAAGUCAUUGAAAGUUUUUAAAAAGUAGGGGCACUGUCUGAGAACUACUUAUUAAAAUUUUUAACCUACGAAAAAAAAUAGUCUUCUUAUAAAAUUAGAUGUGAAUUUGAAUCAAGAACAAAUAAUAUAAAUGAGGGAAAGUCGACCAAUAAAUGGAUAUUCAAGAAUGAGUGUGAAUGUAGCAAACGUCAGACAAAAUUAUAAUUAUCAAUAAUUACAUUAAAUAAUAAAAAAAAUAAUAUUUAUAAAAAAUGCAUUUAUUAAUUUUUAAAUUUUUUAAAUGCGCAUUUUUUUUAAAUUUAAUUUUAUGAAUUAUUUAGUCUCUUUAUUAGUAAUUUUUAAUUCGUCUGAUGUCUCUUACAUUUACACUCAUUAUUCAAGAAAUUUUCUAGUUUUCGAAAGGAAUAACUCAUACGAAAAAAUGUUGGUUAGUUAAAUGUAAGACUAGAAGUCGUCCAUUUAUUCAUCGAGUUGCCCUAUCAAAUUUUAGACAAAAAUAUAUGAUCCUGAAGUUAACAGACAAAUUAUUUUUGGAUUUUUUUUCUAAUCAAUAACAAAAAAAAAUAAAAUUAAAAAUAUGCACAUGUAGAAAAUUCAAAAAUAUCUCGGUACAAUUUUUCAAAAUAUUUUUUUUUUUAAAUUACCGCUUUAGAAAAAUCCCAAAAAUUAUUAGAUGUCAGCAAACUUCAGUAUCAUAAAAAUAUUACGUUUUGAAUUAAAAAUUUUUUAAUAAUUUAAAUAUUAGUGCCUGACAACUGCAAUAUUAAAAAUAUAUAUAUAUAUAUAUAUAUAUAUAUAUAUAUAUAUAUAUUUAGUAAUAAUAAUAAUAAUAAUAAUAAAUAAUAAAAAAAUAUUUAUUAUUUAUUUCUUCUAAUCAUCAGCGGAUGAUAAAAUACAACUAAUAAAAUA